UGAAGAAUCAUAACAUAGAUUAGAAAAAUGUCCGAAAGCACAAUUUCAACAUUUUCUUCUAUAGAGUCAGUAAAUAUUUCCAAUGAAACUAAUCAUGAUAUGUGGAAUCAAAUUGCUCGAAUGCCAUUUGAUCUUUUAUCCAGAACAAAUGAAUUCAUGUACAUUGAAAAAGUUAUGCGUCUGAUAUCUAAAUAUCAUUUUGAAGCUCAUGAUGACCAUAUGAUUGAUCCUCACUACACUUUAAAGCUGUGUACAUUGCUUUUGACGGUUUCAUCUAAAUCCUUGACCGAGAUAGAACAUCUUCGGGAAGAAAUCAGGCGAAUAAACAAUAAAAAAACUUUUAUGGAGAAUUAUUUCACUUCCGAAAUAGAAAAACAGCCUGCAGAAGUAGUAUUAGGGGGUCGAAAUGCUAUGGGGACAAAUUUAUCUGAUAAGGAGAAUUCUCUGGUUUCCAAGGAAAAUAUUAGCAAAACAAACGAAUCCCGACUUAAUAAUGAACUAGGUUGUUUGGAGAAGGAAAACUCUGCUUUAUUAUUGGAGCUCAAUAAAGAAAAGCACGCAAAUGAAGAGUUACGCCAGUUAUUACAGACACAACACGAAGAAAUCACAGCAAUGAAACAGGAUGAUGCUAAGAUGCAUUUGGAAUAUCGACAUCUUGAUUCUCGUCAUCACAGGCUGAUAGAAAGGUUUGAGAAGACUCAGCGAGCUCUCGAAGAAUAUAUAGAAAAUGACACACAAAGAGGACAAUAUAAAGAAAAUGGACAUCUACAAUUACGAGAGGAGAUAAAGUUACUACAGCGGGAAAAUUAUAGCUUAAAUGAGUUACGCAACCAAGCCGAAGAACUUUGUGAACAGAGGGAAUCAGAGGCUCUUCGGGAUAUGACUAAACUCCGACGCAUAUCAAAAGAUCUGAUCGAUGAAGAAAGGUGCAAGUUGCGUGAGGCAACUGAACAUUAUGCGGCUUUAAAAAAAGAACAUAGUACCAACAUGGCACAUUUAGUUGAUCGACAUGCUGAAGAUCUUCGUGUUAAGGACGAAGAGAUUGCUCUAUUGCGCCAACAGCUUGAUAGGAUUUCAACUAAGCGAACAAAACAUUCUGAAGAUGAUACCGUCCUGAUGGCCUCUAGAAAUGAGGAUUCGUAUAGGUUUAUAGAUUCAUCUUCUGAAAAGUCUGAGCGACGACGACUUGAACGCGAAAAUUCAGAUCUCGCUGCGGAAGUUGAAGAACUGGAGCUACGCAUCGAUACUAUGGGUGAAGAAAACAAAAGGCUAUCAAGUUUUAUUAAAAAUUACGAGUGUGGAGACGAAGGUCUAUUACGUUUUCGUCACCAAUUAACCGACCAAAUGCGCACAGUGGAAAUUCUGCAAGACGAAAAUACUCAACUUCGUGAACGGCUUAAUUACAUGGAAGAUUCCCUAUCUUUUACGGUUGCUUUGGAAAAGUUAUGCAAAAAAGUUGGCGUGACUGAUGCGGAGAUUACCAGCCUUCGCUCGAAAAACACGACAGGUUACGACGAGAUGGCUACCAUAAGAGAGGAAUUAAAUGUCUUGAAGCAAGAAAUUGAAUGGUUAGAGAAGGAUCGCAGGCACUGGAUGAACAAGGUCCGUCUACAGCCUCUGAUCUUCACAAAGCUUCGCUUUGAGCUUGGCCUAACAGCUGAACAGCUUAAACGAUUAGACGCAUUGGUGGAUCAAAUGAAGUCUACAAAAAUAACUAUUGAUGAUGGUGAUUCGUCUCAUAAGGAAAAAUACUUAAAAAAAUCGGAAAUCCAACACACUGAUGCCCAAGAGUUCAAGGAAUAUUUAAAAACUAAAAUCGAAAGUGCUAUCAAGGGUGCCUUUAAAACCCUCAAUGAUGGAACUAGCUUAGAGUCUGUGUUAACCAGUUUAGAGGCAACUAUUGAAACGUUGAAGCCUGUGAAUAUUGAUGAUCCAAACCUAUCCUCCGCAAUUUCGUCACUAAAAGCAGAACUUGCAAGCACAAAGCGACAGGUUGACGAAUUUGAGCUUACGAUAAAGGACAACGAAUCUGUGAUCCAAGCGCUUCGUGGAGAGUUGGCAAGUUCUGUGGAUGAAAAGGAAGCCCUCGUCAAAGAAUGUAAUCAGUAUAAGAGCUUUAUGUUCGCGACCCUUGACUCGACAUCUGAUGUGGCAAAUAACACUUUUGAUAAGUGUCGAUACGAUGAUGGAAACGUCCAAAAGGCCGGUGCAGUCCAUAGGGAUACCACUAAAUGGGCCUCUAUUGCAUCAUCAUUGCGCGAUCAGCUAAAAAUGAAGGAUGAUGUUGUCGAAGUUCUUAAACUUAAAUUGAGUGAGGUAGAAAAAAACCUCGAGGAAAAGCAGAGACAAAUCGAGACGGAGAAGCAGCUUAGCCUGUCUAAUCUACAUAUUAAAGAAACCUUAAACGACCAAAUUGUUGCAUUACAAGAAAUGAACGAGGAAAUGAAUGAAAAAAACGUUGAACUCAGGAAAAUCAACUCCGAGGUCACUAGUGCCAUGGACCAGAUGGAGAAUGGUAGUUGUCGAGAGCUUCUUCAGAAAGUUGUGCUCCUGCGUCGGCGGGAGGCGAAACUCUUGAGCCGCCUUCGAAAGGCCAUUGCAGCUCAAGAGGAUGCAGUCGCAGCGGAAAGGCGUUUGCAAUUCACCAUCGACACAACAUUUAAAAACUUACAGGAUGCACUUGAGGGAUCCUCCACUGGGUUUGUCCUUCCACCUUCCUCCGCUUUUCACGACCACGAAAAAAAAAUUUGGACCUUUUGCACACGUCUCUCAAAACUCUCCUUCAAGGUAAGCUGUUCCGUGAGGAUAGUCGUUACCUUCUCCACCUCCAGAGCGUAUAUAAUAAUAUGGAAAUCUCCGAAGAAAUUAAUAUGCUCCGUGAAAAAGACCGUGCGAGCACGCGAACUAUUGAUACCCUCCAAAAUGAGAUUGAUCAGCUUAAGCUGCAGGUUGAGGUGCCGCAAAAUAUGGAUCUUAACGUGCGAUUUCAGAAAGCCAUUGACGAUCGGAAUGGGAAUAAAGAAUACCGCGCCGCUGCGGCGUCUAGGUGGGAGUCUGAAAGCAUUGUGUGGCGGCAAAAGUAUGAGCAUUGCUAUAAGCGUUUAG
Messenger RNA from Phytomonas sp. Hart1, 3105 nucleotides. The record is from the annotation of a GenBank genome assembly. Lineage: Eukaryota; Euglenozoa; Kinetoplastea; Trypanosomatida; Trypanosomatidae.